Messenger RNA from Gigantopelta aegis, 4050 nucleotides. RefSeq names its product dynein regulatory complex subunit 7-like. Gene Ontology annotation, cellular component: motile cilium. Lineage: Eukaryota; Metazoa; Mollusca; Gastropoda; Neomphalida; Peltospiridae. The record is from RefSeq and is a predicted model, not a curated record. The transcript is spliced from 17 exons. Gene Ontology annotation, biological process: flagellated sperm motility. The coding region runs from base 91 to 2742 and encodes 883 amino acids.
CACGUCCGGGGGAAAAAUAAAAAUAAAAUAGUAAAGUAAAACGCAUCGAAAUGUUGUGAAUGCUGUAAAUAAACCGUUAAAUUUUAAAGAAUGGAGGAAAACAGUGUAAAUACGCAAGAUAUCGCUACAGAUUCAAAUAAAUUGGACACUGAAUCUGAAAUUAAUGGUCAAUCUGAAAAAAAGAUUGAGGAAAAUGGACCAGAAGAAAAUGAACCCGGUGAAGAAAACGCCACUAAAGGAGAACAGGCUGAUGACCAAAACAAUUUGGAAGAUGAUGUGGAAGCACUAGCUCAGGAAUUAAACAAAAUAAUAGUGCAUCCUCCAACUGUUGAACCUGUACCACAAGAGACUUUUGACCCGACUGAGUUUCCUGCUUCAUAUAAAGACAAUUUACCGAAAGAAAAACUCAUUUUGCAAUACUGUGACAACUUCUGCCGACAAUAUGUUCAUCUGUACAGAGAUAGAAAGCCAUUGUUUGUUAACCCUAUCAAUGAAUGUGGAGUGGAGAAAUUUAUAUGCACAACUCUCCGUCCUACCCAGCUGCCUUUCAAAGAACUUUACAACUGGGAAGGUGCUGCGGAUUUUGUCGCUGACUAUCUUAGCUUUGAACCGUUGGAGCCACCAUAUGAACUUCCUCCUCGUCUAAUAUCUCCUGCGACUGUUAUCAAUCGUCAGAAAGGUAAUUGCUUUGAAUACAACACCCUGCUUGUGUCACUGCUCAUAGCAGCGGGAUACGAUGCGUACGUUGUGAGUGGAUACGCUUCGAGAGAAACGUGUCUUGCUGACGAGUCAAGGGGUGUGUGUCCCCUACUGAAGAAAAAAGAAGAGGCAAAACAGGAAGAGAAAAAAAUGAUAAUAAAAAAAUAUUCUGUUAAACCACCCCGGGACUUGACAAGCAAGUUUAUUCUGAAACAAGAGAGACGGAAAGUUGCUGAACAAGAAGCAGAAGAGGAAAAGCGACGCGUAGACGAGGAGCUGAAGCAACUGGAAAGAGAAAAGCCGGCACCGGAUCCACUGCUGGGUCUGAGGGUUCACUCAUGGGUGCUCGUUUUGGCCGGGAAGAGAGAGGUGCCGGAGAGUUUCUUCAUCGAGCCGUUCACCGGUCUGUCUCACGAGUUGAACAGCGAAAGCUACCACGGUAUCGAGUCGCUGUGGAACAACUUCAACUAUUGGGUGAACAUGCAGGACUGCUCCGAAGGUGUCAAGGAUCUCAGUUACGACCUUGGUGACUGCACGGUGUGGGAGUACAUGUUUCCUGGAGUGGACAAGCAGCUGCUCAUUCCAGAAUCAGAGGAUGAUCUCCUAGAUAUGGAGGAUGAAGAGGAAAAAGUGGUUAACGUAGAGAAACAUCUUGACAUGCCUCCUUCAUGGGUAGAACCACUAAGACUAUCUCAGCGAGAUUAUGAAAUGCGAUGUCCUAAAGGUAUAAAGACCAAGCUGUACAAACGAUCGAAGCUGGAGAAGUUUGCUCCAUAUCUCAGGAAGGAUGGGCUUGUGUCAAAACUCUCAGUGUAUGACAACCGAGAAUUGACAGACUUGAUACUGACAAAGGAGUAUUACUCUCACCGCCAGGAUAAACUGCACACCCGGGUUCAUAAUCAGAGAACGGGCUGGAUCACCGAGUACUUUAACCCUGGCCGAGCCAGGUGCCUCAAGGAGCAUCAGUAUCGUGCUGGGAAUCCCGGACCAGAGAAUGACAGGACGAUGGUGUUCUAUAACGAGGCUCGUGUCGACGGUCUCAUGAAGCGAGUCGAGACUCCCAACGAAAUGACGGAAGAUUACACGGACCGCGAUGACUUUCUCUACUACAAACACGUCCAGCUGGGAAAACGAUCAAAGAAGUUUGGACCACAAGAUGGAAACCAGGUUAAUCUUCGACCAAUUGAAAAAAUGGUUCUGAAAUUCCACAGAAACAAGAGUCAGCCUGCUAACAAUGACAUUGCAGAGAUGGUGUUUCUGGUGUCUGAAGACAAGAUCCAGAUCACCUACCACACGGAGGACUCACGGAUAGCGUCGUCCACCAGGGAGUUCGUCAAGCCACCCAACUGGGACGAGAAGGGAGCCAUCUUGGCCUGGGCAAACGAAAUGCACCAAACCUUCCAGGUGGACCCAGACGCUGGUCCAGGGAAACAGCUUGAUCUGUACAUGACUCUGGUCAACUUGCUGAAGGCUGAAGAAACAGCACGAGAGAAAUUCCGUGAAUCAGAGGAAGAGGUGGUUGAAAUACUGGACGAGCGAACAAAUGAAGAAAGUGUCUCGGAGCUGGAGAUAUCCGUUUAUGAUACAGACCGCAAUGAGAAGGCUAAAAAACACAGACGAGAAGUGGAGCAUCAGAAGGAAGCAGAAAAAAUGCGAAAACAAGAAAUGGAGAUUGAUUACUUAGCCCCAUUCUUGGCACAGAUCGGCGAUCCUGAGAAAAUCACUCGCAUGCAGGCCUACAAACUGAAGGAAGACUGUCUGGCUGACCUCAAACAGCGGCUCAUAGACAAAGCCAAUCUGAUUCAAGCAAGAUUUGAAAAGGAGACCCAGGAGCUGCAGAAGAAGCAGGCAUGGUACCAGCAGAACCAGGUGUCCAUGCAGAAGGACGACGAGGAGGAGUACCUCAACUACUGCAGCGAGGCCAUGUUCAGGAUACACAUCCUCGAGAUGAGGCUCAACAGACACAAGGAAAGUGCGCCAGAGAAGUACAUGAUGUUGGACAAGAAACUAAGGCAGGAUCCCAGACUUGCAGAAUUCUUGUAAAUGUGUCGUCUGCACCGACAUACCAGUGUAAACUGUGAUAUUUUAUAAAGACAGAAGCAUGGAUUGUAUCUGCAUACAGGGGUAUGAGGAGAGCAACUAUUCCAAACAGUAACUGUUUUCAAGUGUAAAUCAUUUUGAAUAGUAAAAACUGUUUUUGUUUCAGAUCUAUUUAUAGAUUGAGGGUUUUAUUAUCAUGUGGACUGGGAAAGAGGAGUUGUUUGUUUAAUGUCUGCUGUUUCAUAUGAAUUGGGAUAUGAAUAAACAUACAGCUUAUUUUUAUUAUUGUCUUGUAUUUAUUAGGUUUAAAUCUGGACUUUAAUUUAAGUUUUGCCCAUGCCUAUUCUUGGUUGUUUUGGGUAGGGGGUUUCGGGGGAGGGGGGAGAGGUUCAGCACUUGGUGUUGCCAUUGUAUUGGUUUGUUAAGUAUAUUUUAAAUAACAUUCAAAUUGAUACCAGACACAUGCUAGUGGCAAGUCAAAACUACUUGGAAGAUCUGAUUUGGACUCAGGCUUAUUUUCUCACUCUUUUUAUUAUUUUUUUUCAGGGUGGGUGGAUUGUGCUUCUAAAUAGCACACUAAAGGUUAAACGUGAUUGAUCAAUAUUUUAAUGUCUAUUUACAGACGAAAUGUCUCCUUGACUCAGUAUUAUAUUUGAAAAUGUCUGAUCUAUUGAUGGAAAUACAAAGAGCGGUUAAUAUUGAAUAAUGACGUUAGUUGAUAUUACAGUUUUGGACAUGGUUGUUAACUUGGGUGAUGAGAUGGGGAGGCAAUUGCCCCCCCAUACCUUUAAAAAAUAUAAAAAUGUCCCCAUUUUAGUUUGGAAGUGCCCUUUUUAUCUAACUUGAGAAAAACCCUAUUUGCAGUGCCCUGAUUCUUGUUGUAUUUAAUAAAAACAAUUUAAUGCCCCACUGUCAAGUUAUUUUAGCUUAGGUAUGCCCCCAUGCUGGAGCAAAGUGCUUGUAAAAUAAUUAAUAAUAUUAUUGAUGGCAAGAUAAUACUUGACACAUUAAUUCACCAAUCUGUGUUACACUCUUGCAUGCUAGACAUUGUUACAUUCCUCUUGUAAUAAAACUUAUUUUUAAUUGUGAUUUUAUACAUAUUUACAUAGUUUUUUCUGUACUUACAAGGAAGAAGAUUCAGGUACACGUUUUGAUUAAAGCAUGGUAUUGCUGGUACCGUGUGUAAUUGCAUGUAUGUUAUUAGUGUCUUCAAGCAAGGCUAAAAAAGAUAACACGUCAAAUUAUUGAUUUUACAAUGCUCUAUUUAUAGCAUGUGUGUUAUUAUUUAUGUGAAUAAAAUAUAUCACUCCA